Molecule: messenger RNA, 252 nt
Organism: Enterospora canceri
Lineage: Eukaryota; Fungi; Microsporidia; Enterocytozoonidae
Source: the annotation of a GenBank genome assembly
AUGGUUCUUUUUAUUAAGCUUGCUUCCUUCCUUAGUAGAAUUUUGAUGACAUUUUCAAGCAGUUCCUGGUUCAUUUGUUCCAACUCGUUCUGGUGCUGUCCAAGCAGUGGAUUCUCCUCCUCCACAAUCUGCGUCUGCUUCUUGAACUCCACCGAUGCAACUGUCGUGGUCUCUGCUACCGAAAUGACCGAUUCAGUGACAGGUGGCCUCGUUUCAGUCACCUCCCUCUCCACGUUCAACUUCAUUGGAUAA